Messenger RNA from Sabethes cyaneus, 8209 nucleotides. RefSeq lists its product as uncharacterized. Gene Ontology annotation, cellular component: membrane. The transcript is spliced from 22 exons. Gene Ontology annotation, biological process: transmembrane transport. Gene Ontology annotation, molecular function: ATP binding; ABC-type transporter activity; ATP hydrolysis activity. Bases 347 to 8209 code for a protein of 2620 amino acids. NCBI's taxonomy places the organism in Eukaryota, Metazoa, Arthropoda, Insecta, Diptera, Culicidae. The record is from RefSeq and is a predicted model, not a curated record.
AAGGCGAAGCUAUUUGAACAAAAAAACGUGUUGGUACCGAAGUGCUGUAAAGAUUAAACUGCUUAAAUCCAGAUAAGUUAUAGUGCUACAACAUCCAGUGAUAUAUCAUCAUAAGAACAGUGACCUUAUGAACAUGCAGUUAAGAUGUAAUUGAAAGAAACUGCAACGCAGAAAAAAUAAGUAUAUUCAAACUGUGAUUAUCAUAGCAGAAGCUGUCGGUGGCAAUAACCAAAAAAUAUACUGACGUUUCAAGAGCAUACCUCUGUUGUGAACCUUAAAAAUCGAAGAGGAAAUCUCGUUAUCGGAUCGUUAAUAAGUUGAUUGAUCCUGAACGGCAGCACUCAAAAUGACAAACAAAAACUAUCCUCAAUGCAAUGGGUCGCAGCAAUCGGUGAAUCUCAAGAAUGGCAUCAGCAACGAUGCGAUGUCCCUGUCCAGCUACAAAGGCUCCAAGGACAUUCUGAACGUAAAGUUCAGUAAAGCACCAGAGAAAGCUCUCGGUGCCCGCAGCGACUACAAAUCCGUUUCGUACUGCAAACUGUUUCGAUUUGCAACGUGGGGCGAAGUAUGUGCUACCAUUGUUGGAAUCCUGUUGGCCUCGGUCGCGUCGCUUGGACUGCCGUACGGUGUCAUUCUGUACGGAGAGUACACAACGCUGCUGGUGGAUCGGACCAUCGGAAUAGGGAAAUCUACCGACACGUCCAUUCUGUCGUUAUUUGGCGGGGGAAGACUACUAGUUAACGCCAGUAUAGAGGAGAAUCAGGCGGCCAUUCUGGAGGAUGCCAAAGCCUUCGGUUUGGGCGCAUUAUUUGUGUCGGCGGUACAGUUCCUAGCUGGUGCACUGAGUGUUGAUAUAAUCAACCGGUCGGCCAACCGGCAAAUCAGUAGAAUUCGGCAGCUGUUUCUGAAGGCCGUGCUUCGACAGGACAUGACCUGGUACGAUUUGAACAGCGAUGACAAUUUUGCGGUGCGAAUUACUGAUGAUCUGGAUAAACUGAGGGAAGGCAUUGGAGAGAAGCUUUCUAUUUUUACGUAUUUAGUAAUGUCCUUCGUCAUAUCUGUGAUAUUUUCGUUUUUCUAUGGUUGGAAACUGACUUUAGUAAUAUUAAGCUGUGCACCCAUUAUCAUUCUGGCAACUGCCAUAGUAGCCAAGAUGCAAAGCACACUAACGGAAAAAGAGUUAAAAGCAUAUUCAUCAGCCGGUGCAGUUGCUGAAGAAGUACUUGGCAGCAUCCGCACAGUAGUUGCUUUCGGAGGCGAACGGAAAGAAUUGGAUCGGUACAAAAGUCGUCUCUCAUCUGCAGAGGAUAAUGGUCGCAAAAAGGGCCUUUUCUCCGGUAUAGGAGGAGGUAUCAUGUGGUUCAUCAUUUAUUGCUGUUACGCACUGGCUUUCUGGUACGGAAUCAGCUUGAUUUUGGAAGACCGCGGAAAAGAUGUAAAGGAUUACACACCAGCCGUGCUAAUUAUUGUGCUAUUUGGUGUGCUGGCCGGAGCUCAGAAUCUCGGAUUGUCAUCUCCUCAUCUGGAAGCUUUCUCAACGGCAAAGGGCUCUGCAGCGUCUAUAUUUUCAAUUAUUGAUAAAAUACCGACCAUAGAUCCAUUUGGUGACAGUGGUCUACGACCGCUCGCUUUUAGUGGAAAUAUUAAAUUUACGGAUGUAAGAUUUCGGUAUCCCGCACGAAGUGACGUGCAAGUUCUGCAAGGUUUGGAUUUGACCAUAGAGGCAGGAAAAACUGUUGCAUUGGUUGGUCCAUCAGGAUGUGGAAAGUCCACUUGCCUGCAGCUAAUUCAAAGGCUCUAUGAUCCCCUACAUGGAUGCGUAACAAUUGACGGAGUCAAGAUCAACGAAUUGAACAUUAACUGGUUGCGCUCCUUUAUCGGAGUAGUUGGACAGGAACCCGUCCUAUUUGGUACCAGUAUAGCGGAAAAUAUCCGUUAUGGUAAUCCAGAAGCGAGCCAGAGUGACAUUGAAGCGGCUGCCAGAAUAGCGAAUUGCCAUAGUUUCAUUACUAAACUGCCUAACGGCUACCACACGAUGAUUGGGGAGCGUGGAGCUCAAAUGUCCGGUGGUCAGAAGCAACGAAUUGCCAUAGCACGGGCCUUGGUUCGUAACCCGAAGAUACUCCUGCUGGAUGAAGCAACCUCUGCGCUAGAUCCAAACUCGGAAAAACGUGUUCAGGAUGCGCUAGAGAAGGCCAGCCUUGGCCGUACAACUCUAGUGGUGUCCCAUCGACUGUCGACAAUAACCAACGCUGAUAAGAUUGUAUAUAUUGACAAAGGUGUAGUGGCUGAGCAGGGAACACAUGAACAGCUUAUGGCCAGGCGUAGCCUGUAUUAUAACUUAGUAAUUGCCAGUGGAUCACUUAAGCAGGAAGAUGAAAACGCCCCUACUGGUAAUGAAUCCAACGACCUUGCAGGACCGAAAAGUGAAUCUGCUGAUGAAGAUGCUUGCUCAGAUGAUGAGUCCGAUGGAAGCAAAUCGGGAGAAGUAGUCGAAGACAAUACCGAAGAUGCAUAUCCGGUAUCCGUAAUGCGAUUGCUGAAACUAAAUGCCGCCGAAUGGCCGUACAUAUUGUUUGGGUGUGGUGCCGCAAUGGUUGUGGGAGCUUCAUUUCCACUGUUUGCUGUUCUAUUCGGUGAAAUGUAUGGUAUCUUAUCAGUUGCCGAUCAGGAGUAUGUCAAAUCCGAAUGCAAUUUCUAUUCGUUGCUUUUCUUGUUGCUCGGAGUCAUUACAGGCAUUGGCACUUUCUUUCAAACAUUCCUGUUCAACAUUGCCGGUGCACGUUUAACAACACGUCUCCGACAGAAAUCCUUCAAGGCCAUAAUCAGCCAAGAGAUGGCAUGGUUCGACGAAUCAAAUAACGCUGUUGGAGCUCUUUGUGCGCGUCUCUCGGGUGAUUGCGCUAGUGUUCAGGGUGCUACAGGAACCAGAAUUGGCUCUCUUUUGCAGGCCGCUUCUACGAUUUGUAUCGGUGUAGCGAUUGCUUUUUACUAUUCGUGGAAUUUGACGCUGGUUUCGGUUGUCGCAAUCCCUAUUGUGUUGGGCUCAAUCAUGCUAGAAUCUCGCUAUAUGGAAUCUAGUGCAUUGAAGGAGAAGCAGUCGCUUGAAAGUGCCAUCAAAAUGGCCUCUGAAGCUAUCUCCAAUAUUCGAACGGUAGCCAGCUUGGGUCAGGAACCUCACAUACUUGAGCGGUAUGAAAAGGAAAUCGUUAAAGUUGAUAUUGCUUGUAAGAAAAAGACCAGGCUUCGAGGUACGGUGUUUGCUCUCGGUCAAAUUAUGCCUUUCAUGGGCUAUGGUUUGGCACUUUCCUACGGUGGAACGCUGGUAUCGGCAGGAGAACUUCUGUAUAAAGAUGUGAUAAAAGUAUCCGAGGCUCUAAUUUUCGGUGCUUGGAUGUUGGGUCAAGCUUUAGCCUAUGCACCCAAUGUCAACUCGGCUAUGCUUUCGGCCGGUCGUUUGAUGAAACUACUUGAUCGUACCCCGAAAAUGUAUAACCCAUCCAGUUCCUAUCGUCCAAUAAGUCAGAAACAUGAAGGAAACAUCAAGUACUCUGACGUUGAAUUCCGUUAUCCAACGAGACCAACAGUUCCCAUUUUGCAAGGCCUUAAUUUAGAAAUCAAAAAAGGAACUACAGUUGCCCUCGUUGGCCCAUCCGGAUGCGGUAAAUCAACCUGCAUCCAAAUGUUGCUUCGAUAUUACGAUCCGGACAAUGGCAAAGUUGACAUCGAUGGUAUCUCCACAACUGAUUUUCAGCUGAGCCGUAUUCGAGCGCAGAUGGGUCUGGUAUCGCAAGAACCGGUCCUGUUCGACCGAACGAUAGCGGAAAACAUCGCGUACGGUGACAACAGUCGUGACAUUCCGAUGCCGGAGAUCAUUGAUGCUGCCAGGAUGGCCAAUAUUCACGAGUUCAUAGUGAACCUACCGAAAGGAUACGAGACCAGCUUGGGUACAAAGGGGGCUCAGCUGUCCGGUGGUCAGAAGCAGCGAAUUGCCAUAGCACGAGCACUGGUUAGAAAUCCGCGCAUUUUGCUGCUAGACGAGGCAACGUCGGCUCUGGAUAAUCAGAGUGAAAAAAUUGUGCAAAAUGCUCUGGAUCAUGCUCGUAAGGGAAGAACUUGCAUCAUUAUAGCCCAUCGUUUGACAACGAUUCAGAAUGCGGAUGUGAUCUGUGUGAUCCAAAACGGUGUCGUCGUGGAAAGCGGUACCCACGACGAAUUAAUGGUGCUGAAUAGAAUUUACGCAAAGCUAUACACCAUGCAGCAGGUGAUCGAAGCAGUAUACGAAAAAAUGACGAAUAAAAGCAAUCUCCAAUGCAAUGGGUCGAGGCGGCAAUCAGCGAAUCUCAUAAAUGGCAUCAACGGUGAAGCGACGUUCCAAGGUACCAAUAGUUCCAAGGAUAUUCUGAACGUAAAGUUUAGUAAAGCACCGGAGGAAGCUCUCGGUGCCUCUGGCAACAGUAAACCAGUCUCGUAUUUUCAAUUGUUUCGAUUUGCAACGUGGGGCGAAAUAAGUGCCACCGUUAUCGGAAUAGUGUUGGCUUCGGUCGCAUCGCUCGGACUGCCAUACGGUGUCAUUCUGUAUGGAGAAUUUACUACGCUGCUGGUAGAUCGGACCAUGAGGAUAGGGAAAUCCACUGACACGGCCAUUUUAUCAUUAUUUGGGGGUGGAAAAAUACUAGUUAACGCCACCCGGGAGGAGAAUCAGGAGGCAAUUCUGGAGGAUGCCAUAGCGUACGGUUUGGGUACCUUAUGUGUGUCGACAGUUCAGUUUAUAACUGGUGCACUUAGUGUUGAUAUAAUCAAUCGGACAGCCAACCGGCAAAUCAGUCGAAUACGGAAACUAUUUUUUAAGGCUAUCCUACGGCAGGAUAUGACUUGGUACGAUUUGAACAGCAACGACAGUUUUGCGGUACGAAUCACGGAUGAUCUGGAUAAACUAAAGGAGGGUAUUGGAGAGAAACUUUCCAUUUUUACGUUCUUAGUAAUGUCCUUCGUUAUCUCUGCGAUAUUUUCAUUUUUCUAUGGUUGGAAACUGACAUUAGUGAUGCUGAGCUGCACACCCAUCAUCAUUUUAGCAACUGCGAUAGUAGCCAAUAUGCAAAGUACGCUAACCGAGAAGGAGCUAAAGGCUUAUUCGUCGGCAGGCGCAGUAGCAGAAGAAGUGCUUGGAAGUAUCCGCACGGUGGUUGCUUUCGGAGGUGAACAAAAAGAAUUGAAUCGGUACAAAAGUCGUCUCUCCUCUGCAGAAAAAAAUGGUCGUAAAAAGGGACUUUUCUCUGGCGCAGGAGGAGGUGUAAUGUGGUUCAUCGUUUAUUCUUGCUACGCUCUUGCAUUUUGGUAUGGAAUCAGCUUGAUUUUGGAAGAUCGUGGAAAGGAUGUGAAAGAAUACACACCAGCCGUGCUAAUUAUUGUGCUGUUUGGAGUAUUAGCUGGAGCUUACAAUCUCGGACUGUCGUCUCCUCACCUAGAGGCUUUCUCUGCGGCGAAAGGAUCUGCGGCAUCAGUAUUUUCUGUAAUUGAUAGGAUACCGACCGUAGAUCCGUUUGGUGACAGCGGUCUGCGACCGCUCUCUUUUACUGGAAAUAUUAAAUUCAACGACGUACGUUUUCAGUAUCCGUCACGGAGUGACGUGCAAGUAUUGCAAGGCUUAGACUUGACUAUCGAGACUGGAAAGACUGUUGCGUUGGUUGGUCCAUCAGGAUGUGGAAAGUCCACUUGUCUACAGCUAAUACAGAGACUCUACGAUCCCUUGCAUGGAUCUAUUACCAUCGAUGGGAUUAGGAUUAAUGAGUUAAAUAUUAACUGGUUGCGCUCCUUUAUCGGAGUGGUCGGGCAGGAGCCCGUCCUAUUUGGUACCAGUAUAGCGGAGAACAUCCGCUACGGUAAUCCAGAAGCUUGUCAAAGUGACAUUGAAGCUGCUGCCAAAAUAGCAAAUUGCCAUAGUUUUAUUACUAAACUACCUAAUGGGUACCAUACUACGAUUGGAGAGCGAGGAGCUCAAAUUUCCGGUGGUCAAAAGCAACGAAUUGCCAUAGCACGAGCAUUGGUUCGUAACCCGAAGAUACUCCUGCUGGAUGAAGCAACCUCUGCGCUAGAUCCAAACUCGGAAAAACGUGUUCAGGAUGCUCUAGAGAAGGCUAGUCGUGGUCGUACAACCAUAGUUGUGUCCCAUCGAAUGUCGACAAUAACCAACGUUGAUAGGAUUGUAUAUAUUGAUAAAGGUGUAGUAGCUGAAGAGGGAACACACGACCAACUCAUGGCUAAACGGGGCCUGUAUUACAAUUUGGUACUUUCCAGUGGAACUUUUAAGGAGGAAAACAAAGCAAAAGAUUCUGCUGGUAACGACGAAUCAACUCCAACAGGACCAAAGAAUGUAUCUGCUGGUGAAGAUGGUUGCUCAGAUGAUGAGUCCGAAGGAAAUCAGUCAGAAGAAGUAACCAAGGAUGAAACUGAAGAUAAAUAUUCGGUAUCCGUGACGCGAUUACUGAAAUUAAAUGCCGCCGAAUGGCCAUACAUCUUGUUCGGAUGUGCCGCCGCAAUGGUUGUGGGAGCUUCAUGUCCAUUAUUUGCUGUUCUUUUCGGUGAAAUGUAUGGAAUCUUAUCGGUCGCCGAUCCGGAGUAUGUAAAAUCGGAAGGCAAUUUCUACUCAUUACUUUUCUUGUCACUGGGAAUUGUUACAGGCAUUGGCACGUUCUUCCAAACCUUUCUAUUUAACGUUGCCGGUGCGCGUUUAACAACACGUCUCCGACAGAAAUCCUUCAAGGCCAUGAUCAGCCAAGAGAUGGCAUGGUUCGACGAAUCCAAUAACGCUGUUGGAGCUCUCUGUGCGCGUCUUUCCGGUGAUUGCGCUAGUGUUCAGGGUGCUACAGGAACCAGAAUUGGUUCCAUUCUACAGUCCGCUUCGUCGAUUUGUAUCGGUGUCGGAAUAUCUUUCUAUUAUUCUUGGAAUUUGACAUUAGUUUCGAUGAUCGCAAUUCUAAUAGCAUUAAUCUCGAUUAUGGUAGAAUCACGGUAUGUGGAACCUAGUGCAUUGCAAGAGAAGAAGUGUCUUGAAGACGCCAUAAAAUUGGCCACUGAAGCCAUCACCAAUAUCCGAACAGUGGCCAGCUUGGGUCAAGAGCCUCAUAUGCUUGAACGAUAUGAAAAGGAAAUCGCCAAAGUUGACGUUGCUUGCAAGAAAAAGAUCAGACUUCGUGGUAUGGUGUUUGCUCUUGGUCAGGUCAUGCCAUUCAUGAGCUAUGGAUUGGCACUUUGCUACGGUGGAAAAUUGAUAUCAGAUGGAGAAGUUUUAUAUAAAGAUGUGAUUAAAGUAUCCGAAGCUUUAAUUUUCGCGGCUUGGAUGUUGAGUCAAGCUUUGGCUUAUGCUCCUAACGUCAGCUCGGCUAUGCUGUCGGCUGGUCGUUUGAUGAAAUUACUUGAUCGUACUCCGAAAAUUCAGAACUCGUCGCGUGCCUACCGUCCAUUUAGCCAGAAACAAGAAGGAAAUAUCAAUUACAGCGACGUUGAAUUCCGUUAUCCAACGAGACCCACGGUCCCCAUUUUACAAGGACUCAGUUUAGAAAUCAAAAAAGGCAGCACAGUCGCUUUAGUUGGUCCCUCUGGCUGUGGUAAAUCAACGUGCAUUCAAAUGUUGCUUCGCUAUUACGACCCGGAUGGUGGAAGCGUAGACAUCGAUGGUAUCUCCACGAUUGAAUUUCAGCUCAGUCGUAUUCGAGCGCAGAUGGGUCUGGUAUCGCAGGAACCGGUCCUGUUCGAUCGAACGAUAGCGGAAAACAUUGCGUACGGCGACAACAGUCGUGACAUUCCGAUGCCGGAUAUUAUUGAAGCUGCCAAAAUGGCUAACAUUCACGAGUUCAUAGUGAACCUACCAAAAGGUUACGAAACCAGCUUGGGUUCGAAGGGAGCACAGCUAUCCGGUGGUCAAAAGCAGCGGAUUGCCAUCGCAAGAGCAUUAGUUCGAAAUCCACGCAUUCUAUUGCUAGAUGAAGCGACGUCGGCUCUGGAUAAUCAGAACGAAAAAAUCGUUCAAAAUGCUCUGGAUCAUGCGCGGAGAGGAAGAACCUGCAUUAUUAUAGCUCAUCGUUUGACGACGAUUCAGAAUGCGGACGUGAUCUGUGUAAUCCAAAACGGCGUCAUCGUGGAGUGUGGUACUCACGACAAAUUGAUGGCGCUGAAUGGAAUAUACGCAAAACUGUACACCAAGUCCUAA